Molecule: messenger RNA, 957 nt
Organism: Penicillium subrubescens
Lineage: Eukaryota; Fungi; Ascomycota; Eurotiomycetes; Eurotiales; Aspergillaceae
Exons: 1
Coding region: 1-957 (318 amino acids)
Source: RefSeq, a predicted model, not a curated record
AUGGAUGGGUCGCACCCACCUGAGGCCAUGCGCUCCUCUCACUCUGACUCCAGAGACCCCACCGGGCCCAACUCCGGAGGUGCCCCGGAACGAGUACCAAAAGAGGACGUCAUGAUCACUCUGUCGCUCUCUCCCGAACCCCCGGCUCCUCCUCGGACCCGAUCCCCUUUGGCCCGAUCGCAUCUACGCUCACGAUCACUGGUGGGAAUCCCCGGCAUGCCUUCGAUGACGCGCGCCUACUCCUCCCCAGGGAUGGACUCGCGAGGACGAUAUAUCUUCGUCAACGGCCGCGGGGUGCCAGCGCCGCAACCCACCAUCGACUACGCGAAGCGAUCCACGCCCUUGCAGAUGCGCUCCGACGAUCACAUCGAGACCCGCCUUGGUUCGCUGAACAUUUCCGAGACCAUUUCUGAAAAUGCCGAGCUCGAGACAGUACCGCGAUCUCCAUCCUCGCAGUCGGGCUCCUCGCCAGUUUUGAUGCCACAGACUUUCCCGCGCAUCGGUCGCCUGCGUUCCACCUCUCCUCUCCAUUUCCAGCAACCCAUCAGCAGUCUCCCCUCGAUCCAUACCUCGCCUACUCUCGGCGGCCGAUACAACGAGGCCUAUCCGGUUCAUUCAGCCUCCUCCGCUUCCUCCGUGCCUUCGACCCCGACCAGUCUCCGCUCUCGCAGUCCCAGUAUCUCAUCCUUGGAGACUAUUCCCGAUAUCCCUGACGCCGAGGCUGAAGCACUUGAAGAAGAGCGGAUCGCGGAGCUCAAAGCUGCGGCAGAUGCGGCCGAUGCAGCAAGCACUGGCCGACGACGCGGCGGAUCCGACAUGUCUACACCCUCUUCGUUUGGCACAGUCCGUGGUGGUGCUAGCGCUUACGCGCCACGGAGUGACAAGCGCAAGCGUUGGAGUGUCUGCGGUGCCGAGCGCCGCCAGGACCUUGACCUAGAGACCAUCUGGGAAGACUGA